UUAGUGACAGAGGUUACCGGAUAUUCAGCGCGAGCCUGUUAAUUUACUCAGCAACAUGACAGCCAGAUACGACAGAGCAAUUACAGUUUUCUCGCCGGAUGGACACUUAUUUCAAGUUGAAUAUGCACAGGAAGCAGUCAAGAAAGGGUCUAUGGCUGUUGGUGUUAGAGGUAAAAACAUUGUUGUCCUUGGUGUAGAGAAGAAAGCUGUAGCGAAACUACAAGAAGACAGAACUGUCAGAAAAAUAGCAUUAUUGGAUGAUCAUGUUGCUUUAGCUUUUGCAGGUUUGACAGCUGAUGCUAGAAUUCUGAUAAAUCGAGGACGAAUUGAAUGUCAGAGCCAUAAGUUGACAGUAGAGGAUCCUGUUACAUUAGAGUAUAUAACCAGACAUAUAGCACAAUUAAAACAGAAAUAUACACAGAGUAAUGGACGACGACCAUUUGGGCUGUCAGCAUUGAUUAUAGGUUUUGAUUUUGAUGGAACACCAAGAUUAUAUCAGACAGACCCCUCAGGAACAUACCAUGAAUGGAAAGCAAAUGCAAUUGGAAGAAGUGCAAAGACUGUUCGUGAAUUUUUAGAGAAACAUUACACAGAAGAAGUAGCAGCUAACGAUAAGGAAUGUAUCAAACUGGCACUGAAAGCUCUGUUAGAGGUGGUGCAAUCUGGUGGAAAGAAUGUAGAAUUAGCUAUAAUGAGAGAAAAACAACCUUUAAAGAUGUUAGAAUUAGAUGAAAUAGAAAAAUACAUUGCUGAAAUUGAAAAAGAAAAGGAAGAAGAAGCAGAAAAGAAGAAACAAAAGAAAUAGUGCUAAUAAUCUGACUUAUCAUUUUACAGGAAUUGUUCUCAUUGUCAUUGUUAUCAUAAUAAAGUAAUGAUUUCCUA
Messenger RNA from Mytilus californianus (California mussel), 882 nucleotides. RefSeq names its product proteasome subunit alpha type-7. The record is from RefSeq and is a predicted model, not a curated record. NCBI's taxonomy places the organism in Eukaryota, Metazoa, Mollusca, Bivalvia, Mytilida, Mytilidae. Bases 56 to 805 code for a protein of 249 amino acids. Gene Ontology annotation, cellular component: proteasome core complex, alpha-subunit complex; nucleus; proteasome core complex. The transcript is spliced from 6 exons. Gene Ontology annotation, biological process: ubiquitin-dependent protein catabolic process.